AACCAUGGCCAAGGACCCGGCGAAAGCGGCGCAGGAUGCGGGGUUUGAUCGAGAAGACUUGGAGUGGAUUUCGUCCCUUAGACAUGAUAUUAAUGAACAUCAGGAGACUGCCUCAGAGAAGUUUGUUAGGAAGUUGAAAGCCAACCCACUUGUGCCCGUCGGGUGCUUGCUGACGGCUUCGGCGCUCAGUUUCGGCCUGUGGAGCUUCCAGGCGGGCCGGCGGCAGACUUCACAGCGCAUGAUGCGUCUGCGCGUGGUGGCGCAGGGCUUCACAGUGGUCGCCCUGCUCGGCGGCAUGGCCGCGAACGCGCUCCAAGCGCGCAAAGAGGAGAAAAAGUAGCGCCCGCGGCCGGCCCGUCGGGGCCGACCUGCGCCGCCGCUCGCUCGCGGCUGCGCGUGAGUACUCGCAGCUGCACGGCGAGACCAUUGGCAGGGAGGCUGGCGUCCGAGAGUGGUUUGUAAAUAGCCGAUGCAGCCGGCGAAUGACUGGAGUGGUGGAGCAACUGUGAUGUGUAUUUGUGCGUGCUCUGUCGGCCUACGUUAGGCGUCCGAUGAUAAUACAUGGUGCGCAACUCGUGA
Pollicipes pollicipes is the source of this 579-nucleotide messenger RNA. Its product is annotated as HIG1 domain family member 2A, mitochondrial. Gene Ontology annotation, cellular component: mitochondrion. The record is from RefSeq and is a predicted model, not a curated record. The coding region runs from base 5 to 340 and encodes 111 amino acids. The transcript has 2 exons. Gene Ontology annotation, biological process: mitochondrial respirasome assembly. NCBI's taxonomy places the organism in Eukaryota, Metazoa, Arthropoda, Thecostraca, Pollicipedomorpha, Pollicipedidae.